Messenger RNA from Terrapene triunguis (Three-toed box turtle), 903 nucleotides. Its product is annotated as translation initiation factor IF-2-like. The transcript has 4 exons. The coding region runs from base 1 to 732 and encodes 243 amino acids. Lineage: Eukaryota; Metazoa; Chordata; Testudines; Emydidae. The record is from RefSeq and is a predicted model, not a curated record.
AUGUCAGCCCCCGGAGCAGGGGCCAGCAGGUCGGGCUGCCGUUCUGUGCCCACAGGGGGGCACUUGCUGAGGAGGCAGUGGUGUCUCCCGGUCCCCGGAGAGCAAGGGGUUAAUCUCGCCUUCCCCGCCUCCCAUAGCCCCUUUAAAAACUCCCGGUUUUUGUCCCUGCUGCAGCCCCCCGACGCUCCUCCCGGCGCCCGUGAGCACCACGACCACCCCGCUGCCCCUCGGCCCCAACGUCGUCUUCGGCUGCCAGUCCCUGUCGCCGAAUUUGCUGUCCUACAGGUACUUGCCAGGGGACCCCAUGGCCCUUGUCCUGGAGGACCUGUCUCCCAACCCCAUGGACGAGGAGAUGCCGGAAAUCGCCCCCUUCUCGCCCGCCAGCCACGGCUCGCCCUUCGGGACCCUCCUGCCGGCCCCUCCCCAGCUGCUGGCGGCGAGCCUGGGCAACAACAUGGACUUGCCCUCGGAGGACGAGAUCACCCAGCUCUUGUACGAGGCACAGAUGGAGGAGGGGCUCCAGCCCCCCACCCAGCCCUGCAGCUACGGCGACCCCAUGGCCAACCCCAGCUGGUGACCUCGCGGCGGGGGGGCCCCCGCUGGACACUUUGGAGAACGACGCCCAUCCAGGAGAGACGUGGCGAGGGGCUGGGGGGUCUCGGCUGGGACCCUCGGGGCCUGCCCCAGCCGGACUUCAGCCUGGGACUGAGCCGCGCUUGGGGGCUUGGCUAGGUGUGCGGGGGGGGAGCGGUGUGGCACAUGGGGGGCCAUCAGUGUCCCCUCCUUCAUUGCCUUGUGUUAGCCAUGUACAAACGCCGCACCAUGGAACACGCUGACCCACCCGACCCCAUCCUGGGGCUGGCAACCACGGCAGCAGGGGCAGCCCCCCUUUGCCCCCCCCAG